Drosophila mojavensis is the source of this 4169-nucleotide messenger RNA. RefSeq names its product indole-3-acetaldehyde oxidase. The transcript has 6 exons. Bases 184 to 3987 code for a protein of 1267 amino acids. Gene Ontology annotation, molecular function: FAD binding; oxidoreductase activity; 2 iron, 2 sulfur cluster binding. NCBI's taxonomy places the organism in Eukaryota, Metazoa, Arthropoda, Insecta, Diptera, Drosophilidae. The record is from RefSeq and is a predicted model, not a curated record.
CGGAACUACAGUACAGCUGAGAUCGGCGUGGGUUGAACACUAAAAGUUGUCUUGGUCAUAUAGUUGGCAAACGUUGUGAAAUACAUUCCAGAACAAAGUUUAUUUUGCUUUAAUUUAAUAUAAUAAUCCAAAAGUCAUAUAAGUGUCUCUAAUAGAUAAAACGCAAAUAAAAAUCAAGAGAUAAUGGUGGAAAGUAUAACUAUCAACGGUGUUAGCUAUGAAGUUAAUCUGUCGAGCCUGCCCGCAGACAUCAGUCUGAACACGUUUAUCCGAGAACAUGCCGGUCUCACGGCCACCAAAUUCAUGUGCCAGGAAGGUGGCUGCGGUGUCUGCGUUUGUGCCUUGAGCGGAGUUCAUCCGGCGACCGGGGAGCUGUGCACCUGGGCGGUCAACUCUUGCCUAACGCUGCUGAACACCUGCCUGGGCCUGCAUGUGACCACCUCAGAGGGCUUGGGCAACAAGCGUAAGGGCUACCAUGCCAUACAGCAGCGCCUGGCCAAAAUGAACGGCACCCAGUGUGGCUACUGCUCGCCGGGAUUCGUCAUGAAUAUGUACGCGCUGCUGCAGUCACGGGGCGGACGGGUGACCAUGGCCGAGGUGGAGAAUGCUUUCGGCGGCAACAUUUGCCGCUGCACCGGCUACCGACCCAUACUGGAUGCGAUGAAAUCCUUUGCCGUCGACAGCAACAUAGCCGUGCCAGCGGAGUGUGCGGACAUCGAGGACCUGAGCAGCAAGCAGUGCCCCAAGACGGGCGAGCUCUGCGCUGGCACCUGCAAGCAGAGCCAGCCACGAGCUGUGCAGCAAUACGCUGAUGGCAGUCGCUGGUCCUGGCCGCAGACCCUGCCCGAGCUGUUCGAGGCACUGGGAGCGGCUGCCAAGGAGCAGCUUCCGUACAUGCUGGUCGCUGGCAACACGGCGCACGGCAUCUACAGGCGCAGUGCAAAGAUCAAAUCCUUCAUCGAUGUGCGUGCCCUGGCAGAGCUGAGGGGCUACAGCUUGGCCGACAAGGAUCUUACUCUCGGGGGAAAUCUGAGCCUAACCGAGACCAUGGACAUCUGCCGCAAGCUGGAGCAGACCCCAGGAUUUGAGUACCUGGCCCAAGUGUGGCAGCAUUUGAAUUGGAUUGCCAAUGUGCCAGUGCGCAAUGCCGGCACUCUAGCGGGGAACUUGUCCAUCAAGUACUCUCAUCCCGAAUUUCCCUCCGACGUGUUCAUCGUGUUGGAGGCUCUGGAUGCAAGGAUCAUAAUCCAGGAGUCGGCGGACAAACAGCAAACUGUCAGCUUGGCCAGCUACAUGAAGCUGUCCAUGGACGGCAAGAUCAUUCGAGGAAUAGUUUUGCCCGCCUAUUCGAAGAACAAUUAUCUGUUCGAUUCGUACAAAAUUAUGCCACGUGCCCAGAAUGCGCAUGCGUAUGUGAACGCCGCCUUUCUGCUCGAACUGGAUGCUGAGUCGAAGGUGAAGAAUGCUCGCAUUUGCUUUGGCGGCAUCCGGCCGGACUUUGUGCAUGCAACGCCUAUUGAGCAGCUCCUGGUCGGACGCAAUCCCUUUGACAAUGCAUUGCUGGAGCAGGUAUUCGACAAGUUGUCGACGCUGCUGCAGCCCGAUGAGGUGCUGCCGGACGCAUCGCCAGACUAUCGCCGCAAGCUGGCCUGUGGACUGCUGUACAAGUUUCUGCUGAAGGCCGCUGCUCAGCGGCAACAGACUCUGGGUAGUCGGCAGGUAACUGGAGGGUCCCUGCUGCAGCGACCCGUGUCUAAGGGACAGCAGAGCUUCGAGACCUUCGAGCAACACUAUCCAGUGACGAAGCCCACCGAAAAGCACGAAGGACUUAUUCAGUGCUCGGGUGAGGCGACCUACGUCAAUGAUCUACCCACGCAGCACAAUCAGCUGUGGGCGGCCUUUGUGACGGCAAAGCGUGUUGGCGCUGUGGUUAGCAAGGUGGACACGUCGGCUGCUUUGGCAUUGCCUGGCGUGGUGGCCUAUUUGGAUGCCAAGGACAUUCCUGGACCCAAUUCGCUGCGACCGAAGACAACAGAUGACUUCUUUUUCCCGCAGGAGGAGCAGCUCUUCGCCACGGGCGAAAUCAAGUUCUACCACCAGCCGAUCGGCAUGGUGCUGGCCACAUCCAAUGCCCUGGCUCAGCGUGCAGCCGAGCUUGUUAAGCUCAGCUAUGAGGGCGGUGCUAAGGAGGUGCUGCCCAGCAUGAAGCAUGUGCUGGACUCUGCUGCAUCUGGAGAUCGCAUUCUUCACCCUGUCAAAUCAAUGCACGACAAGCUGCACCUGAAUGUUGCCCACGAUAUCAAGGGCAGUGGAAAACUGGACUUGGGACUGCAGUACCACUACUUCAUGGAGCCACAUUCGACGGUGGUAGUGCCCUUUGAGGGCGGUCUGCAGGUCUACGUGGCCACACAGUGGAUGGAUCUAUCGCAGGAUGUCAUCGCCAAUGUGUUGCAGCUGAAGUCCAACGAGGUGCAGGUGAAGACUCGUCGCAUCGGAGGUGGGUACGGCGGCAAGGCGACUCGUUGCAAUUUGGCUGCAACGGCUGCUGCUGUCGCUGCUCACAAGCUGAAUCGUCCAGUGAGAUUUGUGCAGUCGCUGGAGUCCAUCAUGAAUACCACGGGCAAACGGUGGUCCUUCCACUGCGACUAUGACUUCUAUGUGCAGGCCAAUGGAAAGAUUGUUGGUAUCGAGAGUCGAUUCUACGAGGAUGCCGGCUAUUUAACUAAUGAAUCCCCCAUCGGACAUACGGUGCUGUUAUCGAAGAACUGUUACGAGUUCAGCGAUAACUACAAACUGGAUGGAUUUAUGGUCAUUACGGAUUCGCCUAGCAACACGCCCUGUCGGGCACCCGGAUCUGUCGAGGGCAUUGCGAUGAUUGAGAAUAUCAUUGAGCACAUUGCAUUUGAAACCGGUGUUGAUCCGGCGGAUGUUCGUUUUGCUAAUAUUUUGCCCGCUCAUAAAAUGGGCGAAAUGAUGCCUAGAUUCCUGAAGAGCACUGAUUAUCGUAAGCGCCGAGCCGAAAUUAUUUCCUACAACAAGGAGCAUCGUUGGCACAAACGCGGUCUCGGCCUAUGCAUAAUGGAGUAUCAGAUAGGGUAUUUCGGACAGUAUCCGGCUACGGUCGCCAUCUAUCACAGUGACGGAACUGUUGUGGUCUCCCACGGCGGCAUCGAAAUGGGUCAAGGCAUGAACACAAAGAUAGCCCAGGUUGUGGCCCAUACAUUAGGCAUUGCCCUUGAACAGGUGCGCAUUGAGGCUAGCGAUACGAUCAACGGAGCCAACUCAAUGGUUACCGGUGGAGCUGUUGGCAGUGAGACCUUGUGUUUUGCUGUACGUAAGGCCUGCGAGACCCUGAACUCGCGCCUCGCCCCAGUCAAAGAGGAGGUGAAACCAGCCGACUGGCAACAGCUGAUCACUGAGGCAUACAACCGAAAGAUUAAUUUGAUCGCCAGCGAUCAGUGCAAACAGGGCGAUAUGGAACCCUACUCGGUGUGUGGCCUGUGCCUUACCGAGGUGGAGCUGGAUGUUCUCACUGGUAACUAUCUGAUCAAUCGUGUAGAUCUACUGGAGGAUACUGGCGAGAGCUUGAAUCCCAAUGUGGAUAUUGGCCAGAUUGAGGGUGCCUUCAUGAUGGGACUGGGUUAUUGGACCAGCGAGCAGAUUGUGGUCGAUAAGGAGACAGGCGAGUGCUUGACAAAUCGCACCUGGAACUACAAGCCGCCAGGUGCCAAGGAUAUACCGAUUGAUCUGCGCAUCGAGCUGCUGCCCAAGAGCCCCAACAAGGCGGGCUUCAUGCGCUCAAAGGCUACUGGAGAGCCUGCCAUUUGCUUGGCCAUUGCCGUGGCUUUUGCCUUGCAACAGGCACUGCAAUCGGCACGCGAUGAUGCCGGCCUGCCCAAGACGUGGAUUACCCUAAAUGCGCCCAUGACGCCAGAGUUGCUGGUCUUAUACGCGGGCACCGAACCUUCUCAGCUCAGACUGAGCUAAGGUCAUGCCUCAACGAACUCAUCCCAACUUUUUGUUAGGGAAGACCUAUACAAAGACAACGCGUGAGAAGCGGCACGUGGCGAUGGGAACGCGCCGAUAAGCACGAGCUUUAUAUAUGGAAAUAGAUAACUACUGCACACCUUGUUUUAUGCACAAUAAAUUAGAGACUUAUCCAACGCAAA